UUAUAGAGUUUAACCUUUUAAUUUUUAUAUCAUUUCGUUUUCUCGUCUUCUUCCCCCUUCAUUCUUAUUCUUCACCGUCUGUUAACGGAAUCGCUCUUAAUUCGAUGGGUGAACAUGUGGAUGAUGUUGAUGGUAGACUAGAAGAUUCAACUGUGGAUGAAUCGAAUGUGCAUGACUACGACACAAUUCAGGAACCUUAUGUGGGUAUGAUAUUUGAAUCAGAAGGGGCUGCCAAAACGUUUUAUGAUGAUUAUGCAAGACAAGUAGGAUUCUUGACUCGUGUUCUAUCUUCACAUAAGUCAGAGUGUGAUGGGUUACUCUUCUCUCGUGGACUUGGAUGUAGAGGUUACCGUGAUGGUCAGACCAAAGUUGAACUUCAGAAGCAAGAUAAGCAACAAGAAAGCUGCUCAGCAAUGAUUCAUUUAAGGAGGGACAAGAGCGGGAGAUGGGUGAUCAAGAAAUUCGCGAGGGACCAUAAUCAUCCUUUGGUGAUUCAGUUAGGAGAAAGCCGCAGAACACUUGAUGAGGAGAAGGAUAAGAAAAUCCAGGAACUAACUGCAGAAUUGCGGGUUAAGAAGCGAUUAAGUGCAUCAUAUCGCGAGCAGCUACUAGCAGUUGUGAAAGAAGUUGAAGAUCACAACUAUAACUUAUCAAUGAAAGUUCAAAGAACUUUGGACAAUUUGAAAAAACUUGAUGCUGAAGCCAAGGAGAUUUUAAGUGGUAGAUAGCUUCCUCUCUUUUUUUUUCCCUCUAUGCCUAAUUGUGUUUCUUUAUUUAGUUAUCUCUAGUUGUUUUAUCAGUUUGGUGGUAGAAAAGCUAGUGUAUCAGAGAAAAUACACAUGGAAAAUGGAAUUGAUGUAUCUUUAUUUUAUAUAAAGAAGGCCUAUAUUACUCGAA
Messenger RNA from Gossypium raimondii (Peruvian cotton), 897 nucleotides. Its product is annotated as protein FAR1-RELATED SEQUENCE 5. The record is from RefSeq and is a predicted model, not a curated record. Bases 105 to 728 code for a protein of 207 amino acids. Lineage: Eukaryota; Viridiplantae; Streptophyta; Magnoliopsida; Malvales; Malvaceae. The transcript is spliced from 3 exons.